This is a messenger RNA of Paramuricea clavata, 2710 nucleotides long. Lineage: Eukaryota; Metazoa; Cnidaria; Anthozoa; Malacalcyonacea; Plexauridae. The record is from the annotation of a GenBank genome assembly.
GAUGUAUGUGAUUUUAUCUUAGUUCUCUUUCAGUUUUCCAAGUUUCAAGCAUGGUGAGUUGUUUUCUAUAACUGUAUUUUGUUUGAAAUUUUUUAUAUCUAGCGCGAUUUUAGGUCGUGUAUUGUUAAAUACGGUUCAAUUUAUUGUAAAUGUAACUUUAUUUUUCAGUCUCGUCGCUAUGAUACUCGAACAACUAUAUUUUCCCCUGAAGGUCAGUGACAACUGUACUAUAUGACUUUGCAAAAAUAUUCUAAGUGUGUGUGGUAAAAUCUAUCAUUUAGAUACAAAUAAUUAACGAUUAUUGCACAUAGCUGGUUUUUUUCCUUUAACAAAUUAAAUUACUUUGUGCCCUAAAUAUGCACCCUACUUUAUCAUUUUACUCUGUCUAACGACCAAUGAUUUUACGAUCAUCAUCGGGAGAGCUCUAGUUCAUUGGGUUAAUCAGACUUUCUGCCUGUGUAGCUAGCUAACACACUGAGUUGUAUUGCAGUCUAUUUCCCAUGCCGGAUAUCUUCAAACAGUUCUACACAAAAUGCUCCAUGGCAUGGACCACUGCAAAGUAUGCUGCAAUUAUAUUUCGCUAUACAUGCUUCUCACAUAGUAUAUAUUUCACUGACAGGGAGACUGUACCAGGUUGAAUAUGCAAUGGAAGCCAUAGGCUUGGCCGGUAUUUGUCUUGGGAUAUUAGCCGAUGAUGGCGUAGUCUUGGCUGCCGAGAGAAGGAAUACAAAUAAACUGUUAGAUGAAAUGGUGUUCUCAGAAAAGAUUUAUAAACUUCAUGAGUAAGUCGUAUGAACCAGUGCAGGACCCUACUUUAUUAUUUUGCUCUGUCUAAUGCGAGAUGACUUUGCUCAUCAAGGGGGAGUGGUUGCAGUCUUUUCAAAAGAUUUGUGUACUUUUUGUUUUAAAGUGAUAUGGCAUGCAGUGUGGCUGGCAUCACCUCAGAUGCAAAUGUUCUCACUAACGAAUUAAGAUUAAUUGCACAGAGGUAAGUUCAAUUUGGCAAUUGAUAGCUGGCUAACAAGCUGCUAGGUUGGACGAGGGGAGAGGCAAUGCCGCCCUAUGUAACAAAGCUACUGUAUAUAGUCGCUGGUAUAACAAUAUUUUAAAACCACGAAAGCAUUGAUGAAGCACAUUUACAUAAAAUUUAGGGUAAAAUUUGUGACCUAAAGUUGCCCCCGAUAUUCCAUGUAGCAUUUACCACUGUUAUGCCAAUUGGCUGAACAAAUGACAGCAUGACUGACCAGUUCAGUACCAACUGAAUAAACUGGCCAGUCUACCUGAUAUAAUGACCAUCAGCAUAUUUCAAGACGAUACAAUGGUGAAUUGUCAAUCUUUCUCCUACUAUAAAUUUGUAGAUAUUUAUUACAAUAUCAAGAACCAAUUCCUUGUGAGCAACUUGUCAGCUCCUUGUGUGAUAUAAAGCAAGCAUAUACCCAGUUUGGAGGUAACAUUUAACUUUUAUAUAUAUUUUAUCCUUUAUUAUUUUACUCUAUCUAACACCAGACAAUUUUAAUGCCAAUUACAAGCUUUUUAUCAUAUGAUACAUGAUUUUUUUCUCAGGAAAACGUCCAUUUGGUGUAUCUCUUCUUUAUAUGGGUUGGGACAAGCAUUAUGGCUUCCAGUUGUAUCAGAGUGACCCCAGUGGAAAUUUCAGUGGCUGGAAGGCAACGUGUAUCGGAAAUAAUAGCGUUGUAUGUUGAAAAUGAUUUCAUUGAAUAAAUUGUUUUCCUAGAGAACCAGAUAAGCACUAUUUCGUAUUAGUACGAUGUUACUACUGGAGGAAACCUAAAUUUAUUGAUACUGGGCAGCUCUAUCAGUUCUAAACUUUUUCCCUAGAGGUCCAGUAAGAGGUAUCCCUUAUUAAUCCAGUGUUACUAUAGGAGGAAACAAAUAUUUUGAACCAGAGAGUGUCCACUGAAUAUGAGAAAUUCUGGUUCCGUUUCUCAAACAUCUUUUGAUUGAUUUUUACUUCACAUUUCUCUAGGCCGCAGUGUCGAUGUUAAAACAAGAAUAUGACGAAGAUAAGAUGCCACUAUCCGAGGCGCUGAAGCUCGCUAUUAGAGUCCUAAAUAAGACUUUGGACGUUACAAAAUUGACGAAAGAGAAAGGUAUAGUGAAUUAAGUGAACUUGCAUAUGACGUAUGAGAGUUGCAAUUCUCGUCAACUUUGACUGCGACUUUGAGCUGGUUCAAAAUUUGAUGAAAGUCGAUGCGAAUCUUCGCUCCGCGCGCUGUAAUAUCCAGCCAACCCUUGUCAAAUCUCGUGCAACUUUGUGCAACUCUUGUUCUCGUUUGACACUGCAUGGGAUUGCCAAAUAUCAUAUGUGAACUUACUUCUAAUUUUAUUGUUUAUGUUUUGAUUCAGUGGAGAUUGCCACUCUAACAAGAGAAGAGGACAAAACGGUAAUUCGUAUUUUGCGUGACAGUGAAGUUGAGGAUAUAAUUAAUAUCUGUGAGGAAGAAGCGAAGAAUAAGGAAAGUGCCGCCGGAACGAGCAGUAAAAAAUAAUCAAAGUUUCAUGAAUAAACUUUUUAAAACAUCUUUUCUUCUUGUACUAUAAGUAGCAUCUUUGAUUACGUUUAAUAGUAGUAAAAUAAAGUUGUGCAAUUGUAAUUGUAUGUUUUUGUUUUGUAUAAACACUAUCAAAGUUUCUUAAGUUUCCACAGGUAAAUUUUAAGUUUUGUAAGGAUUUGUAAGAAAUGUUUGAG